AUGGUACAAGUCCCCCCACAGCUUCUCCGAGAGGCAUUUGCGAGAGUCAAACUGUACAUCUUGCCCGCAAGACCGGAAAGGCGGAUGGGGGUACGACCAAAAGGGGUGGUACUUUGGUCUCGAUUGACGGACUUGCUUGGGAAUACUCACGGGUGGUGCGACGAAUCAGGCGGUAGCCAAGUUCGGGAGAACACGACGUUCACGGCGCUGGAAAAAGCGUGA
Messenger RNA from Penicillium oxalicum, 222 nucleotides. RefSeq lists its product as uncharacterized. The transcript has a single exon. The record is from RefSeq and is a predicted model, not a curated record. NCBI's taxonomy places the organism in Eukaryota, Fungi, Ascomycota, Eurotiomycetes, Eurotiales, Aspergillaceae. Bases 1 to 222 code for a protein of 73 amino acids.